Molecule: messenger RNA, 2287 nt
Organism: Perognathus longimembris pacificus (Pacific pocket mouse)
Lineage: Eukaryota; Metazoa; Chordata; Mammalia; Rodentia; Heteromyidae
Product: histone-lysine N-methyltransferase SUV39H2
Exons: 6
Coding region: 76-1308 (410 amino acids)
Cellular component (GO): nucleus
Molecular function (GO): zinc ion binding; protein binding; histone H3K9 methyltransferase activity
Source: RefSeq, a predicted model, not a curated record
GCCACACUGGGGGAGGAGCGUCGGCCGGCGGAGCUGUUAUGUCCUGCCGCGCAGUUUGAAUGAAAACUCCCCAAGAUGGCGGCAGCCGGGGCCGAACUACAAAAAGUGUGGUGUGUUCCUUGCCUAGUUUCACUUGAUACUCUUCAGGAAUUUUGUAGACAAGAAAAGCUCACAUGUAAAUCGAUGGGAGUCACCAAAAGGAAUCUAAGCAAUUAUGAGGUGGAAUACUUGUGUGACUACAAGGUAGAAAAGGAUAUGGAAUAUUAUCUUGUAAAAUGGAAAGGAUGGCCAGAUUCUACAAAUACCUGGGAACCUUUGGAAAAUCUCAAGUGUCCAUUACUGCUUCAGCAAUUUUAUAAUGACAAGCAUAAUUAUUCAUCUCAGGUAAAGAAAGGCAAAGCAAUAAUUCCCAAAGACAACAACAAAGCUUUAAAACCUGCUGUUGCUGAAUAUAUCGUGAAGAAAGCUAAACAAAGGCUAGCUCUGCAGAGAUGGCAAGAAGAACUCAACAGAAGAAAGACUCAUAAAGGAAUGAUACUAGUUGAAAAUACGGUUGACUUACAGGGCCCUCCUUUAGACUUCUUCUAUAUAAAUGAAUACAAGCCAGCCCCUGGGAUCAGUUUAGUCAAUGAAGUUACCUUUGGUUGUUCAUGCACAGAUUGCUUCCUUGAGAAAUGCUGUCCUGCUGAAGCUGGAGUUCUUUUUGCUUACAAUAAGAAACAACAAAUUAAAAUCCCACCUGGUACCCCCAUCUAUGAAUGCAACUCAAGGUGCCAAUGUGGACCUGAUUGUCCCAAUAGGAUUGUACAGAAAGGCACACAGUAUUCACUUUGCAUCUUUCGAACUAACAAUGGCCGUGGCUGGGGUGUGAAAACCCUUGUGAAGAUUAAAAGGAUGAGUUUUGUCAUGGAGUAUGUUGGGGAGGUAAUCACAAGUGAAGAAGCUGAAAGACGAGGACAGCUAUAUGACAACAAAGGAAUCACAUAUCUCUUUGACCUGGACUAUGAAUCUGAUGAAUUCACAGUGGAUGCAGCUCGAUAUGGAAAUGUUUCCCAUUUUGUGAAUCACAGUUGUGAUCCAAAUCUUCAGGUGUUCAAUGUUUUCAUCGACAACCUUGAUACUCGUCUUCCCAGAAUUGCAUUAUUUUCCACAAGAACCAUAUAUGCAGGAGAAGAGCUGACUUUUGAUUAUCAAAUGAAGGGUUCUGGAGAUGUAUCCUCAGACUCUCUUGACCACAGCCCUGCCAAAAAGAGGGUCAGAACUGUAUGCAAAUGUGGGGCAGUGACCUGCAGGGGUUACCUCAACUGAGAUUUCAGGAAGUAGAUCUGAUCACUGUAUUUUUUCCUAAUGUUAAUAUUUAAAGCAUUCGAGACUGUUUGAUAUUAUCAAGAUUAUACCUGUUAAUUUAUAGUCUGUGUUUCAAGACAUUUGCCAAAAUUAUUGCUGUUGAUUAUGGAGAGGACUCAGGGUCACACAGACUAAUUUCUAAUGUGAAGUGUACAUAAUUGGUAAUGAGAAAACAAGCUGUUUAUAGAUAAGCAUGAUGCUUGGUUUGUGUGGCCAGGAAAGUGUACCUUUGUAUGUUUAAGGUUCUUAAACUUACAAGGUUACAGUUGCUGAGAUGCAAUAUUCACCCUCAUUUCAGAGAAACAGUUGAUCCUAUUUGUGCAGAUAAACACACUCUAUUUUUAUUACUAUGUUGUUAUUCCUGUUUAAUACUCGCUAAUCUUAUAUUUGAACAAAUAGGUGAUGUUGAAUUUUUACACUAUUUUAUACGUUUUCCUUAAAACAUUGACAUCUCAGUUAUGUACUCAAGGUAUAAAAUUAAAUGUAAAAAUUUAAAUUUAAGUUUGACUUCAGAUUUUGAAGCAAUCUACAUCAUCUGAACCUAUAAUUCUCAAAAUAUAUGUUAAUCCUGUAAGAGUAAAUAAAGUCCCUGAAAAAAAACCCUCUCUGAAAAUGCAGAAUGGCAGGAAACAAAGUUUUAUUCAAUGGACAUGACCUUGGGACCAGGAGGACUUUUCUUGGCAUUAUAGGCAAGAGAAAUAUAAUUCGCAAAAGUGCCACUUAUGAAGAUAACUGUGUUAAGUACCUCUAGUCCAAUAUUGCAGCAAUAUAUUUAGGGAGCCGAUGUACCCAGAGAUGAUGUAAUAGUCACUGACAUGACCUUCUGUGUGAGGUGAUUUCAUGUCCCUUUGCAACCAAUUAUUUGUAUAUUUUCUGCGGAUUCUCCUGAAAAAGUAUUCUGUAUUUGAAUGAGAAGUUUUCAUUGUAAUAAAGCUAAACU